This is a messenger RNA of Athalia rosae (coleseed sawfly), 2986 nucleotides long. RefSeq names its product sodium- and chloride-dependent GABA transporter 1-like. The record is from RefSeq and is a predicted model, not a curated record. Gene Ontology annotation, cellular component: membrane. NCBI's taxonomy places the organism in Eukaryota, Metazoa, Arthropoda, Insecta, Hymenoptera, Athaliidae. The transcript is spliced from 11 exons. Bases 254 to 2188 code for a protein of 644 amino acids. Gene Ontology annotation, biological process: sodium ion transmembrane transport.
GGUCGCUCAAGGCUCCACAACCUUCUAGAUUAUUCCGACUCCGGGUCGCGUACACACCGAGAAAAAAAAAAAGAGGACAAAAAAAAAUAAAUAAAAUAAAAAUAACGGAGAAGAGACGAUAUCGCCGAUCGGACGUCGCAUCCCGAGAAUCCGGUUGCGAUAUCAAUUAUCGUUAUCAUCAGAGAAUCGAAUAACUCGAUACCACGGAGAACGCGACUAAGUGCAAAUCAAAAUCGCCGCAUGACAAAGCGGCAUGUCGGAGAAGAUGUAUUACUGGGGUGAAGAAAGGGAGACUGCGGACCCGGAGCAGACCUUUAUCGAAUUCAAAGCAAAGCCAUCGUCGGCGGGGGAAUCAUCAAGGACGAUUCCAAAGAUGGUGGUGUCACCUCCGCAGGGUGAGAUAGCGGGCGGUGCAGGUAAUCGUGGGGAAGAUACGGAAAGGGGUGGUUGGGACAACAAAUUGGACUUUUUGUUCUCUUGUAUCAGCGUUUCCGUUGGACUUGGUAACGUCUGGAGAUUCCCUUAUCUGUGCUACAAAAACGGAGGAGGUGCUUUCCUCGUCACCUACGGAAUCGCUAUGAUCUUCUGCGGGAUUCCAAUUUUUUUCCAGGAAGUUGCCAUCGGGCAGUACCUCGGAGCCGGAGGAAUGACCCUGGUCGGCCAACUGUGUCCUUUACUCCAAGGGGUCGGAUACGCUACGAUGACCAUAGUAUUUUUCCUCGACGUUUACUACUGCAUCAUUAUCGCCUGGACCUUGUUCUACUUGAUAGCGACAUUCGCUAAUCUUCCCGGUCUGCCGUGGAGCGGUUGCGGGAACUGGUGGAACACCGAGAGCUGUUUCAGUGCCGAACAAGUCCUGGCAGCGAAAGAUCUGAACGAAACAACGUCUUCUAAUCAGACCGUCCACCACACUACUCCCGUUGAAGAAUAUUGGGACCGGCGUGUUCUAGGAAUUACCAGCGGUAUCGAAGAGAUCGGUGGAAUGCAGUGCGAGCUUCUGGGGUGUCUGGUUCUCGGCUGGUUGCUGGUCUACCUGAUCAUUCGACGGGGUCUCCAUCAGAGUGGCAAGAUCAUCUGGUUCUCGGCGCUAUUCCCAUACGUAGUGCUGUUCAUCCUGCUCGGCAGGGCUGUGACAUUGGACGGUGCUGACGCUGGACUUCUUUACUACGUUACACCGAGAUGGGAGGAGCUUUUGUCACCUGGACCGUGGAUCGAUGGCGCAACGCAGAUUUUCUUCGCCUACAGUAUAGGAACCGGAGCUUUACCUGCCCUGGGAUCGUACAAUAAGUUCCAUCACAAUUGCUACAAGGACGCUUUGAUCACCUGCGUGGUUAAUACCUUGACGUGUCUGCUCGCCGGUUGCGUGACGUUUUCUAUCCUCGGCCACAUCGCCAUGGAACAAGGUACCGAAGUAUCGGAGGUGGUGAAGAGCGGACCCGGACUGGUGUUCCUGACCUAUCCCGAAGUCGUCCUCAAGUUGCCAGGAGCUCCGAUUUGGGCGAUCAUAUUCUUCGUGAUGCUGAUAAUUCUUGGAAUCGACAGCGAGUUCUGCAUCGUCGAAUCCUUCAUCACGGGAGUCGUUGACAAUUGGCCGGACACCCUGCGUCCGCAUCGCAAUAAAUUCACCGUUGCGAUUUGUCUUCUGAUGUUCCUAAUGGGCGUACCGAUGGUCACGCAUGGUGGGGUCUACAUUUUCCAACUCAUGGACUUCUACUCGGCCAGCGGUAUGUCGAUCCUUUGGGUCUGUUUUUUCCAGACUAUCGCUAUCUCCUGGAUUUUCGGUACCCAGAAAUUUUGCGAUUGCGUACAUCAAAUGAUGGGAAUUCGUCCGAAUAAAUUCUGGUACAUUUGUUGGCUGGUAUUCGCCCCGGUUGUAAUGGCGUUUAUAUUCGUAUUCCAAUGCGUGCAAUACGCACCCCUUAAGUACGGCAGCACUUACGAGUAUCCAUGGUGGGCCGAAAUCGUCGGUUUUAUCCUGAGCUUUUCGUCAAUGAUCUGGAUACCGGCUUACGCCAUAUAUUACGUUGUGGCAUCUCCGGGGUCGAUUAAAGAGAACAUCCUGAAGGGUCUGAAGCCGAACAUAAAGUCAAGAGCGAAGUUACCGAAAGGCGAAAAAUCGGCAAUAAUUCCAAUGUCCGAGAGCAGCGCAGGUCUGAUUUCUAAGAACAAUAGUUUUCUGAAUCAGUAACGAACCCUGAACCAGCCCGCAAGGGGCUCGCAUGAUUUUAGUGAAGUGUAACGGAUAAAAAUGUAUAUACAUAUAUAUAAAUAUUUAUAUAUAUUUAUAUAGAUCUAUACGGCGUGGGAUUUCCGUCUUGCGUGGCACAAGGCAGUGAUAUGUAGUAUUACUCGACUUUUAGCUUUAUUUAUAGAAAUUGCGCGGACACGACUUCAGACGAGUUAAUCGAUUAUUAUCAGAAACGAGUCGUACCAUCGAAUUACAAUGAGUUUCAUCAACGGCAGUAAUGAUUGGAAAGAAAGAAAAGAAAAAAAAAAAAAAAAUUCAACCAUCGGAAAAAUCAACUACGCAAUUUUUAAUUUUAAAACGUUGUUGAUAUUAUUAUGUAAAGUACUGUAAGAUAUAGAGUUCGAAGUCGCACAGUUUAAUUACCAUUCGGGUAACGGACCCGUACAGUUAACGAUAAUGAAAAUAAUAAUUGUUAUUAUAAUAAUCAUAAUGAAAAUCAAAUAAACCGCGGAAUCGCCGCAUCUUUUUAGUAAUUUAAUUGCAGUACGGGUUCCACUAGGAGUUUGUUGCUUAUGAAUAUAUUUAAAUGAUACUAAAAAUUAGAACGUAUUUUAGGAGAGAUUAGUUGUAGUCUUUUGGCUGUCGAUCUCAACGAAUUUAAAGGGGAGAAACAAAAAAAAAAACGAUGAUUUCAUUUCUAAUCAUUCACGCAGCGAUCGUGAGGUGGAAAAAAAAAUUGAGUUUUCCAUACCGAACUAACGCGAUAUCGUUCGUCGAAAUCCGAUCUAAUUUUAUUGA